Messenger RNA from Uloborus diversus, 2462 nucleotides. RefSeq names its product mitochondrial intermediate peptidase-like. Gene Ontology annotation, molecular function: metalloendopeptidase activity. Lineage: Eukaryota; Metazoa; Arthropoda; Arachnida; Araneae; Uloboridae. The record is from RefSeq and is a predicted model, not a curated record. Gene Ontology annotation, biological process: peptide metabolic process. Gene Ontology annotation, cellular component: mitochondrion.
AUGGUUUCCAAAAAUACUCGAUUUCUAUUCAGGAAGUGGCUGGAUUUUGAGAGGAAUAAUCUGAGGAACAAGCGUGCGCUGAGUGUUAAUGUUGGUUUAAGUGCAAGAUCAAUUGAAAGGUUAUAUUUGAGCAGUAACCUUACUACCUGGUCUUCUGUAGCAUCUGCUUUCAACACGAAACCAUCAAAAGUUAAAUCUUUAAAAUGUCACUUUUUAGGUGAAAGUACUGGCAUAUUUGGGUACGGAGAAUUGCAAGAGCCGAAUGGAUUUUAUUUACUGAAAGAUACUGCUGUUAGCAAAGCAGAGUGCUUAAUACAUGAAAUCUUAUAUUCUAAACGUCAAAGAAAAAUGGUAAGGGUGUUUGAUGAGUUAUCAGACACUAUUUGUAAAGUUGCAGAUUUAGCGGAAUUUGUAAGAAUCGGUCAUCCACAAGAGCGUUUUGCAUACGCAGCUAGAGAGACCUCUGUUAACAUUAGCAACUUAGUUGAAAAACUCAACACAAAUACAGAUUUGUACAUUAAUUUGAAGCAAGUUUUGGAAAAUGGAGAUGUUUGUCCUACAGAUGACAUAGAUGACUAUGUUGGAAAUUUGUUUUUAUUUGAUUUUGAACAAUGUGGGAUUCACUUGGAAAAAGAAAAAAGGGAAAAAAUAGUUGCCUACAAUGAUUAUAUAUUGCAUGUUGGUUCUCAUUUCAUGAAUAAGACAUUAAGCCCAAGAACAAUAUUAAAGUCCCAGCUUCCAGAAACCAUCAGACAAUGUUUCGCUGUGGAUGGGGAAACAAUUGCUGUAAAUGGCCUUUUCGCAGAUUCAAAAAACGAGUUGCUGAGAGAAGCUGCAUAUAAAAUAUUCUUAUAUCCUGAUAAACAACAAGAAGAAUUACUAAAUGAGUUGCUGAUGGCUCGUCAUAAACUGGCUAAAUUGUGCGGUUUCCCUACUUAUGCACAUCGUGCAGUACGAGGAAGCAUAGCUGGAACUCCAGAAUUUGUUCAUGAAUUUUUAAAGCUAUUAAAUGAAAAACUGAAGCCAAAAGCUGAAAGUGAUUACAAUGUAAUGUUAAAUUUAAAGCAAGAAAUCAAUAAAAAUAGCAAAUCAUUAAUGCCAUGGGAUGUCCCUUACUUGAUGUCAGAAGCAAGACAUCAAAAGUUUGAUGUGAAAUCUUCUGAUUAUAGUCCAUACUUUUCAUUGGGAGCUUGUAUGGAUGGACUAAACUACAUUUUUAACUCUCUUUAUCAAGUGACUUUGAAUGUGGAAGAUGUACAAGAUGGAGAAUUGUGGCAUGAAGAUGUUAUUAAAUUAAGUGUAAGUGAAAAUGAGGAAGUUCUCGGGUAUGUUUAUUGUGAUUUUUUCGAACGUCCAGGAAAGCCAAAUCAAGAUUGUCAUUUCACAAUUCAAGGAGGUAGGAUGUGCGAUGAUGGAACUUAUCAGAAACCUAUUGUUGUUUUGAUGUUGAACUUACCAAAUGCAACCUGGUCACAACCUUCCCUUCUAACUCAUUGUAUGGUGGACAAUUUAUUUCAUGAAAUGGGCCAUGCAAUGCACUCAAUGUUGGCACGCACAACUUAUCAACAUGUCACCGGAACUAGAUGUUCUACUGACUUGGCUGAAGUUCCAUCCGUCUUAAUGGAAUAUUUUGCUUCAGAUCCUCGAGUAGUCUCAAAAUUUGCCAGACACUACAAGACAGGAGAAGUGAUACCAAUGGAUCUAGUCAAGAAAUUAGGAAGUACAAAAAAGAUGUUUUUGGCUUCCGAAACGCAAUUGCAAGUAUUUUACGCAGCUUUUGACCAAGCCUGUCAUGGUUACCAGUUGCUCAAUUGUUCUACAACCGAUUUAUUAGCUCAAAUACAAAAUACUUUCUAUGGUUUGCCACAUGUUCCAAAUACAGCAUGGCAACUACGUUUUGGACAUUUGGUAGGUUAUGGUGCCAAGUAUUAUUCAUACCUUGUUUCUCGUGCUGUAGCUUCAUGGAUAUGGUAUGAAUAUUUUAAAGACAAUCCUUUCAGCUUUGAAGCAGGAAAAAGAUAUCGAAAUGAAGUCCUAGCACAUGGUGGUUCAAAGCCUCCACGAUUGUUGGUCGAAGAUUUCCUAGGUGUUAAAGUUACCCCACAAACUUUGUCUGAUGCAUUGUUAAAAGAUAUUAAUUAUAAAUAUCCAGAUUGAUAUUAAUUUUUAUUGAGUAAAUUUAUUUUAGAAAAUAAAUUGUUAUCACUAAUAAGGUUUAAUGAUGACUUAUGUUGGUACCAAACUUGCAAAUAAGAUUACCAAAUUUUAAACUGCCAACUUAAAUUAUUUUCUGUUAAAUGACUCAACAUUACAUAAUAUGGCACUCCUGAAAAUUCGAGUAUUCAAUUAACAACUCAAAUAUCUGUGCCUCAUGGCUAGACGUAAGUCCAAAAAUGGCAGUUUUUGGGUUAUUAUUGCAUUGUAUGUAGAAUCAUAUUUCAUAUUGUGUCAUAGCAAUGUAA